AUGGAUGGAAUCAUCAAAAUAAUUGCCGCUUUUGCCAAAUUAACUUUGGCCAUAUUAGAAGGAGUUUUAAAAGCUGUGUUGGUUACUUUCUUUUCGCUGACCUUAGUGGGAAGUGUUGCUGCGUGUGGCGUCAUUAUUGGUGCAUAUCUAAUCAAGUACGGCUGCAACACAGAUUCUUGUGAGGUCCAUAGAACAGUAGGUGGCGCUAUGGUGGUAGCUGGUUGGAUGGUCGCGGUGUACAUGGUCAUCAAGACAAUAAGAGGAUUCUUUUGUUGA
This is a messenger RNA of Danaus chrysippus (African queen), 276 nucleotides long. NCBI's taxonomy places the organism in Eukaryota, Metazoa, Arthropoda, Insecta, Lepidoptera, Nymphalidae. The record is from the annotation of a GenBank genome assembly.